AUGACCUACCCCCACAAAUUGAGCUGGCAAUGGUUGAUUGAGAAGUACGUCGAUCCUAAUCAGUAUACCGUUGACCCUAUUCGAAAGAUACGCACUGGUGGACGUGGUCCUGAUGGUCACAUUCAAUACAAGCACGUCACUACGGGACUUAACAUGCCAUACUUUCUCGUUGAUUACGUACAUUCGCGGCAGAUGGAAACCAAGGAGGUCUACGAGGAAGUCAUUCUCAAGAUUGCCAAAAACUGGUGGCGCGACCCAUAUCUCGCAUUGACUGCUUCUAGUGAAGUAAAGAGGUGGAUUAUCGCUACAUCGAACAUGAAAGAGGGAGAUGUCAUCCGUUCUCACUGGGAGAUUCCCAGCAUUCCUGUCUUGCCUGUUCUGGGCGACGCGUAUCCAGUGGGAGCUCUACCUGUGGGCACGCAGGUCUGUCUGAUCGAAACGCAUCCGGGCGAGGGAGCGGUGAUUUGUCGAGCAGCGGGCACCAGCGCCACCGUGGUGCGACGUGGCGCUGCAGUACAUGAUUUGUCCGGUCUGCGCACUCAAAUGGAAGAUAUGCUCUCUGCCGAGCCCAUCGAUGACUGCUUCACUUCCACCUUGCAACUUGACUCCUCGCGUCGCGAAGUUCGCCUCCUGCCUACUUGUGUAGUGGUCGUUGGCCAGGUCUCCAACGAGUUGCACAACAGGCAACGCUAUCGCAAGUUUGGCGAAAAAUACUGGCACGGGAUAAAACAGCGCAGUGGUCUCUAUCAGAAGAAGACUGGUCGAUUUGGAAGGAAGAUUCGUCCGGUAGAUCCGCUACUUGAUUGCACCCAAGAUGAGGUCCCAGACGGCGAGAUCAGAGCAAAACUCACGCUACCGGAGCGUCCAGAGUUCGAACGAAGGCGAGUCAGAGAGAUCUUUGCAGACUCUUUGCUUGUCAAGCGACCCAAGACAAGGCCAGUACCGGGACCCAACAAUGCUCUACCACAUACCCUUCCUCGAUUCACCUGGCGUCACUGUUAG
Molecule: messenger RNA, 1002 nt
Organism: Echinococcus granulosus
Lineage: Eukaryota; Metazoa; Platyhelminthes; Cestoda; Cyclophyllidea; Taeniidae
Product: 39S ribosomal protein L2
Exons: 4
Coding region: 1-1002 (333 amino acids)
Biological process (GO): cytoplasmic translation
Cellular component (GO): ribosome
Molecular function (GO): RNA binding; structural constituent of ribosome
Source: RefSeq, a predicted model, not a curated record